Molecule: messenger RNA, 5271 nt
Organism: Vicugna pacos (alpaca)
Lineage: Eukaryota; Metazoa; Chordata; Mammalia; Artiodactyla; Camelidae
Source: RefSeq, a predicted model, not a curated record
CUUAAGAACCCAGAUAUCUAGAGUUAUGAGAAAUCAGCACUUGGACACAAGAAACUGGAGUUCUUGGCAUCCAGCUAUGUGGGGUCAAAGGGAGUCAGGGAACAGGCUGGGGUUCUAAGGAGACAGAUUUUAAGGAUCCUAGGAUGUCAAAAAUCUCAAGAACCAAGAUAUUGGGAGACACUGGAAUUAGGAGAACAUAGUUGGAGUUCUGAGCACCCCAAUAUCUGGGGUCACAAGGAUCCAAAGAAACAGAUCCAGAUACUAGGAGUCCUAAGGAGCCAGUGGGACAGAGAUCUGGGGUUUUGAGCACCUAGUUAUGUGUGCUUGCAAGUGAUCAGUGUCUGCUGGGGUCACAAGGUCAGGUGGCUUGGGGACUGAGGAUUCUAAGAAUUGGGGGCAGGACUGGGGAGUUCUGGGAAUCAAGGAUUUAGGACCAGAAAAAGGAUUCAGGGAGUCUCUGGGAAGAAGGUCCCAGGGCACCAAGGCCUGGUAUGGGACAUACAAAAACCAGGAAACCUGAGAGUUCAAUAAUGGGAGCCUCCAAGGAUCAGGAGAUGACAGAGAACGCCAAACACCAUUUUCCCCAUCCUGUCUCCAUCCCUGAUCUCCAGGAAGAAGCAUCCCCUCUCACAGCUGUGCUGACCUCAGCAUCCCAGAGUGACCUCCAGAGCUGCAGAGACCCCAUGCCUAGUACCUCCAGACCUUUGCCCAGUUCCUGCACCUUCCACCCCCUCAGAGCACAGCUUUGAGCUGUGCAUCCCGAGGCCUGUCACUGCCUCCUUUCCCAUUCCUUGAGUGAGAACCUGGGCCUCAGUUUUCCCCAUUUGUGUGAUGGGUGGAUGUGGAUUUGCCUGCUACCACAGUCCCUUCCAACAGUUUGAUCUGAACAGGCUCCCAGCACCACUCCCCACUAAGCAAACUCUGUUCACAUCUACCCCACACCCUACACCUAGUGCUUCAUCCAUCCUUACAUCCCUCAGCCACAAAUUCACUCAGCAAACAGACCCUGGGGUCCCCCUGCUGGGUGAUGAUAGGGGUUCAGUCCUUAAGGGACUCUUUGCCUAGGAGGAGCUGGGAGUCAGACACAAGUGAAAAUAAGUGAUAUUGAGAGUGACCAGGGCCGAGGGGGAAGCUGCGGGAGCCCAGGGGAGGGAUGUGGGAGAGGAGUUUGUCAUGGGUGUUGAGGACUCAGUGUGAGAUGCAAAGGGGACCUGGGAAAAGCGCAGGUGCCUGGCAGGAACAAAGGCCUGGAGGUGGCAGGUGGGUUUGAAGAUCUAUGGGCCUGGCCUCAGACAUGUCCUUUCUCUGCCCAGGACCUUUACUGUCCCUGUACCCGACUCCGACCAUGGGCACCCCUUUCCCUCUGCUGAACCUGCCUACACCCCUGUACCCCAUGAUGUGCUCCAUGGAACACCCCCUGUCGGCUGACAUCGCCAUGGCCACCCGUGCGGAUGAGGACGGAGACACGCCACUCCACAUUGCCGUAGUGCAGGGCAAUUUGCCAGCUGUGCAUCGGCUAGUCAACCUCUUCCAGCAUGGCGGCCGGGACCUGGAUAUCUAUAACAACCUACGGCAGACACCGCUACACCUGGCUGUGAUCACCACCCUGCCGUCUGUGGUCCGGCUCCUGGUGAUGGCCGGUGCCAGUCCCAUGGCACUGGACCGCCAUGGCCAGACGGCAGCCCACCUGGCGUGCGAGCACCGCAGCCCGGCCUGCCUGCGGGCCCUGCUGCCCCGCACCGCGGAGCUGCUGCGCGAGGUGGCGCAGGCACAGCGGGCGGCCGGCGGGGGCGGCCCCGAGGGCCCCGGUGGUGCGGUGGACUUUCUCGCGGUCUAUCUUGCUAACCUGGAGGCCAAGAGCCGGCAGGUGGUGGCACUGCUGCCACCCCGGGGCCGAAAGACCGCCGCCGACGAGCUCUUCCGGGAGGGCUCCAGACUCAGGCGACAGCUGGCCAAGCUGGCCCUCAUCUUCAGCCACAUGCAUGAGGAGCUGAGCGCGCUCUUCCCCGGAGGAAAGUACUGCGGAAACACGUACCAGCUCACCAAGAUCCCAGCCCACACUUUCUGGAGGAAGCACUGCGGAGCCCGGUGUGUGCUGCCCUGGGCUGAGUUUGAGGCACUCCUGUGUAUCUGCCACCCCGUGGAGCCAGGCUCCACCGCCCUGGCCUUGCGCUCCACCAUUGACCUCACCUGCAGUGGCCACGUGUCCAUCUUCGAGUUUGACGUCUUCACCAGACUCUUUCAGCCAUGGCCAACACUCCUCAAGAAUUGGCAGCUGCUGGCAGUCAACCACCCGGGCUACAUGGCCUUCCUCACAUAUGACGAAGUCCGAGCACGUCUACAGGCCUGCAGAGACAAGCCAGGCAGCUAUAUCUUCCGGCCUAGUUGCACUCGCCUGGGACAGUGGGCCAUCGGAUAUGUGAGCUCAGAUGGCAGUAUCCUGCAGACCAUCCCUCUCAACAAACCCCUGUUCCAGGCACUCCUGGAAGGACAAAAGGAAGGCUUCUACCUCUACCCAGAUGGGAAGAACCACAACCCGGACCUGACUGAACUCUACCGGAUGGAAACCUAUCAGCGCAUCCACGUGUCAGAGGAGCAGCUGCAGCUGUACUGGGCCAUGGACUCCACGUUUGAGCUCUGCAAGAUCUGCACCGAGAGCAACAAGGACGUGAAGAUUGAGCCGUGCGGGCACCUGCUCUGUGGCCGCUGUCUGGCUGCCUGGCAGCAAUCAGACAGCCAGACCUGCCCCUUCUGCCGCUGCGAGAUUAAGGGCCAAGAGGCUGUGAGUAUCCAUCAAUCCCAAGGGAGGCCAGAGGACACCAGUGCCACUGCUGAGGACUCAGGGGACAGCAGUGAUGGGGAAGAUGGGGAGGAGGAGCUGGAGCAGGGGGCCACCUCAGCUCCUCCUCUGCCCCCUCGGCUGGAUCUGUUCCCCAGGAAUCCCAGCAGCAAAUGCCAGCUGAAGGUGAGGGGUCCACUGAAGCUACGGGAUGUGAAGGUCUCCCAGCUCAAAAGCGACUCUGGCCCUCCCCAGACUUCGGGCCCCUCUUACCUUGCCAAGAAUUUGGACUGUGGCCUCAGCCCCAUGGGAAGUCACCUCCAGCCCCCAGGCCAGGGAGGGAGCUAGAGAGGCACCAAGAUGUGCUGCUCAAGGGAGCCCCAGGGGCUGAAGGGGUUCCUCAAGCGGAAAUAAACUGCCAAGCCUGGUCUGUCCUCUGGUGUGUGGAGAUGAAGUGUAGCAGCCACCAAGGGGCAGCCUGGUGUCGGGAAGAGGCGGUCCCUGAGGCCUGAUCCCCACCUGAUCAAGCCGUGUCCCUCUUCAGAGAGCCAAGAGUGAGGGACUCUGCUCCUCUGGAUCCAGGAGUCUAGGCCCCAAGAUCCCUCCUCCCUCAGACCCAGGAGUCCCACCCUCAGGACUUAGGCAUCCAGAGUCUCAAUUCUCAGAGAAUCGGGCAUCCAACUCCCUUCCCCCAUCAUGGAAAAAAAAAAAUUCCCUGGACCCAAACCCAGAUAUCCGAGUUCUGAGUCCCCACAUUUCCUUGAGAGUUAUCAUCUGGUCUUGCCAGAGUCUGUUCUCAUCCCUCUCUUUGCUCCAUUCCUCGGUGGGAUCCUUCUCCCAGAGUAGAGCUGACAAGUAGAACUUGUCCAAGACAAGCUGAGGAAGUAUCUCCCCACCUCAUCACCAAUCCCGGAGGGACCCGAGCCUCCCUCCACUUGAGUGUAAACCAGUUGGCACCUCUGAGCCCCUACCCCGUGCCCAGCCCCAGGCUGGACAAUGCUGAGCACAUGGCAGGGACCACUGCCCUCCUGGGGCUCACAGUCCUGUCCCCAAACGAUGACACAGAGUGGGCAGAGCCGGGAUGGGGGCAGCAGCCCAGGGAGCUGCAGGAGCCUGGGGCCGAUAGCUGACCCAGCCUCUGAGAUCUGGGAGGGCUUCCAGGAGGAGGGGAUGUACAAGCUGCAUCUGAAAAGAUAAAGAAAAGGUAUUUCAGUGUAAACAGAGCAUGGAAGCCUGCGUCACAAAUUUAGUUUCAAGCAACAGAAGCCUCCUCUGGGGUAGGAAAGGAAUUGAUUGAGAGGACUUAGGAUCACUCACAGAUUCCCAGGAGUGAUUAGAGAACCAGGAUUGGAAAGUCAUCAAGAACACUGGCAGCUGGCCUCCAACCAUAGCCCAGCCACGAUCACACCACCAAACUGGUCUAAUAAGGUUACGCUGGUGCCUCAGUGACCACUGGACACCAGUCAUCUCACUGCCUCUGCUGCCCCAGAAACAAGCUGUGUCUUCUAACUGCUCAGUGAACAAAGCACACCGAAACUUAAUGGUGAAUGACAACAAUCGUGUUAUGAUCUCUCGUGGUUGCUGUGGGCCAGGAUUUGGGGAGGGGAUCAUUUGGGUGGUUGUGGCUCAGGGUGCAGUUGAGUGAUGCUUGGAGCAGGGCAGCUGGGGGCUGGGCAGGCAUCCCCCAUGUGGUCCCCACAUUGGCUAGUCUGGGCUUCCCCACAGCAUGGCUGUCCCAAACAAGUCAGACUGCUUGUAUGAAGGCUGAAGGCUUCCUGGAGACUGCUACAGUGACCCAGGGAGAAGCGACAUGGCUUUUUCAACUUAAUCUUGGGAGUCAUGGAUUGUCACUUCUGCCUCAUUCUAAUGGUGACCUGCGAGUCACAAAACUGCACGGAUUUAAGAGGAGGGGACACAGAUCCCACCUCUCAGUGGAAAGAGUGUCAAGAUCAGGUUGUCCUAGAGCACGCGGGAUGAGAGCUAUGGUUACAGCCAUCUUUAGAAAGUAGAAUCCAUUCCCGCUGCCAGAGCAGCAAGAGAUUUGCCCUUCCCUGUUUAUUUGGCAUCGUGAGCACCUGAUUCCAAGCGAAGCAGGAUUCGCCAGACUUAGGUCACCUGAGCUGCAAUGGAGGCAGGAAAGCAAACAUCUGUCCUUCUUGGUUUCAACAGAGGACCAUGGGCUUUCAGAGAGCACAGAUUUUUUUAAAUGUGGGAAGUGGGUACAGAUGCUAGCCAACUCUCCCCCCCAAAAAGUCUCACACAGUAAGUAAGAUAACAGGAUGGAGGCAGAGAAAAGAUAGAACGUGUUAAUGAAAAUGUAUCUGUAUCUCCAUCUGAGGCGGCAAAGAUGGAACUGGAAAAUUCCUUGAUUCUACAAACACUUGCCUAGCUCCUCAUGCCUAGCGCUGUUCUAGGCACUGGAGAUACAGUGGUGACCCAAACAAAGUUCCUGUUCUCUCAGAGCUUCUGUUCUGUGCCAGAAAAUAAAAAAU